Messenger RNA from Penicillium alfredii, 993 nucleotides. Its product is annotated as YeeE/YedE family protein. Lineage: Eukaryota; Fungi; Ascomycota; Eurotiomycetes; Eurotiales; Aspergillaceae. The coding region runs from base 1 to 993 and encodes 330 amino acids. The record is from RefSeq and is a predicted model, not a curated record. Gene Ontology annotation, cellular component: plasma membrane. The transcript is spliced from 2 exons.
AUGUUCACUCCAAUUCACACGUCGCUGGGCGCUCUCCUUCUCUUCCAAGGCUCGUCCGGCCUCCUUCUCCACAACGGCGCCGUCUUCGGCAUCUCGUCCCUCCUGUCGGGCAGUGUCUUCGGUCCAAGUCGUGACAAUGUGCCAAUUGUUGCAGGCUUGGUGUCCAGCGUGGCUCCGGUGUAUCUCCUGGCACCGUCGCUGAUCCCGAGUUAUCCGGCGUCUCUGCAUUCCUGGGCCUCCGUGGCUUCAACGUUCGGAGUCGGGUGCCUCUUAGGCUGGGGAACAAAGAAUGGUCGCGGCUGUACCUCGGGACACAUGCUGUGUGGUCUUUCGCGGCUCUCGGCGCGCUCGUUGAUCUCAACCGCGGUUUUCUUCACAACCGCCUUGCUCACCGCAAAUUUUGCGGCAGGAGGAUCCAAUAUCUCCUCGUGUGGUGCGAUACCAUGCUAUACGCCGGUAUAUCCGUCUUCAUCGGAGUUGGUUUUCAUGGUCACCGCAACAGUAAUCUCAAGCAUCACCAACAUGCUGAUCAUCCCUCGAGUCCUCCGUCCAUCAGUGGAAGCAAGAACUGUGUUCUCCUUUCUGGCAGGACUGGAGUUUGGUAUGGGUCUUCUGAUUUCGGGAAUGGCCGACCCGGCCAAGGUUCUCCGCUUCUUCGCCUUUCUGACCGACCCGUCUCGGUUUGACCCGUCAUUGGCGCUGAUCAUUGUGUUCGGGAUUGGACCAUCCUUAAUCACGUUUUUGACUAAGAAGCCUGGCCAAUUCGUGGAAAAGGGGAAGCCGGGUGCAAAACCUACCCUGGCCGAGGGAUGGAGACUCCCUACAGCUACCGUAGCGGAUAUUGACUGGCGCUUCAUGGCCGGGGCCGUGGCAUUUGGUCUGGCCUGGGGUUUGAGAGGAGUGUGCCCCGGCCCAGCUAUUUUGCGAACAGUCCUCGAGCCAGCGUGGGGGCUUGUGACGAUGGGCGGGUACAUGCUGGGAAAUCUGUUUUAA